Messenger RNA from Nasonia vitripennis (jewel wasp), 729 nucleotides. RefSeq lists its product as uncharacterized. Gene Ontology annotation, molecular function: catalytic activity. The record is from RefSeq and is a predicted model, not a curated record. Bases 1 to 729 code for a protein of 242 amino acids. NCBI's taxonomy places the organism in Eukaryota, Metazoa, Arthropoda, Insecta, Hymenoptera, Pteromalidae. The transcript has a single exon.
AUGGCGCGAAUACUGCAAGGCAAUCUGCACAGGAGCAGGUUGGCCCACGAUCUUCUACCACAUUUCGUCGCGGAGGAGAAAGUGGAUAUCCUCUUGAUAAGUGAGCAGUAUAGGGACCGUGACACACCAAGUUGGGUGUCGAACGACGCAAAAACUGCCGCUGUCUGGGUGCCCAGGCGUAAAAUCGCGGACACGGAAAAAGGGGACGAUUACGUGCGGGUACGGGUGGGUCGCAUCACUUACUUCAGCGUGUAUCUGUCACCGAACCUAACCGCGGCCGAUUUUACAGCAAGAUUAGGGGCGCUCGAGGACGCCAUUAGAGACGUGUCAGGUGAACUCGUGAUCGGAGGUGAUUUCAACACGAGGGCCGUAGAAUGGGGCAUGUCAGCUAUAAAUAGGAGAGGCAGGGCCAUCCUUGAAAUGGCAGCUAGACUAAAUUUGGUAGUAGCGAACGAGGGUAACACCACUACCUACCGUAGACCAGGUUAUGGGGAAUCCAUACCGGAUAUAACCUUCGUGAGCGAAAUGACUAUACACAAAAUAAGAGACUGGCGCGUCACGGAGGAAUAUACAGCAAGCGACCACCAGUAUAUUCUCUUUAACAUCAACGAAGAAUCCGCGAGCACAGCAAGUAGGAAUCAAGACCGGAUGCCAAGAUGGAACACCAGACGGAUGGACCGAGAAGUACUCCAGGAGGUGAUCCAAAGUGCGGAACUCCUAUCCAGCUGA